Messenger RNA from Musca vetustissima, 2901 nucleotides. Its product is annotated as trichohyalin-like. The coding region runs from base 1 to 2901 and encodes 966 amino acids. Gene Ontology annotation, biological process: establishment of epithelial cell polarity; cilium assembly. The record is from RefSeq and is a predicted model, not a curated record. NCBI's taxonomy places the organism in Eukaryota, Metazoa, Arthropoda, Insecta, Diptera, Muscidae. The transcript is spliced from 2 exons. Gene Ontology annotation, cellular component: centriole; ciliary transition fiber; ciliary basal body.
AUGGACCUUGACAAUGGCCUUGAUGAUUUCGAUAAUUUCUUUGGCGCUAAGAAAACCAAGAAACCAGUAUCAAAAAUCCCCGAUCCCACGGAUGAUUUAUUUGGCUUAGACGAGGGCAAAGAUGACAGUCGUGUACCAGCUCCUCGUAAGACUAUAACAAAAUCGCUCGGCGUUAAAUCCUUACUUGCUGAUAGCAAGGCCGGAGGCGACGACGAUGAUGAUGAUUUGGGAUUUGAUCCGAAGAAACCCAAAGGGGGUUUGAGUAAAUCAAAAAAUCUUUUCGAUGAUCUAUUGACUCCCUUGGAGACCAAAAGGCCUCAAACGGCUGGACCACCUUCAAAGCCACCUACAAUUUCGAGGCAAUCAACUGAUACCACCACAGAUAAUUCAAAUAUUUUGCAGACUCAAGCAAGGCCAAAAACAUCGGCAGGACGUCGAACAUCUAAUAUACAAAACCCGGACCCGUUGGGAUUGUUUAGCAAAGAGAGGGAGGGAAAUGUUCCCAGUUCUUCGGGUAGGUCAACACCAAAAACUAAGAAGAAAGGUACGACGGCAGAUUGGUUGGGUUUAAAUACGGAAACGGAACCAGAGCCACAAACUGUGGCACCAAAACCCAGUACUCGGCCACAAACACCAAAGGUAAAUAUUCCACCACCCACAACAACGACACAGGAAGCUGCCGAAAUUUUACACAUACCCGAUGUUAGAGAAGAUCACUAUGAAGAUUCGGCAGAUGAAUUAUUGAACACGGAAAGACAUCCUGCUCCGUCUGCGGUACCACAGCAAAUGGAAAUAAAUCCCAAAGAGUCUCAAGAAAAUAUUGUUUUUGAUUCCACGGCCCAUAAUAUACGCCUGAUGAACACCAUGAAUCUGGAGGCCAAACAAAGUUUCACCGCCCUUAAAUAUCAGGAGCAACAGCUUCUGAUGGCUGCUCAAAUGAAGCAACAGGAAAAGGUCCUUAUGGAUAUGCAACAGCGACAGAAUAACCUUCUACAACAACAGGAGAGACAAUUCCAGACAUUGCUGCAACAACAAAUGCAACGUCAUCAUCAGCUGGAGGAUCUCAUCAAGCAGCAACAGAAUCGCAUUAAUACCCAUUUGCAUUUGCUAAUGUCCCAGCCACCGGUGAUAGAGAGCGGAUCCGUGACGGGGGAUUUGGAUGAAGUUGGUCCACGUUAUAGAGAGGAUUAUAAAAAAGAAACUAAGCAGGAAGAGAGAGAAGAGCGUAGGGAUAGAGAGAAGCAACACGAAAUGGAUGUAAUCCAACUGGAGGCGGAUAAUAAACGUUUGGAAUUGGAAAAUCUUCGAUUGGAAGAAUUGGUGGCCAAUACGAAAAAUAAUUAUGAAAGGGAAAUUGAAAUAUUGGAGAAGACCUAUAAAAAACAAAUCGAAGUCCUCGAGGAGCAUCUCUCAAAUCUCGAGAAACGUUUAAAAUCCGAAAUUGAAGAGCUACAAAAUUAUUUUCAAAAGAAAAUCGAUACACUGGAAGAGGAAAAGUCACAACUGAAACUGUCCUACACCGAAGAAAUUCAAAAUCUCAGACAAGAUCAUGAAGAUGAAGUUCGAAAAUUAAAAAAGAAUCAAGAAGAAGAUUUGGAAAUGUUGAAGGAGGAACAUCGUCGCAUGUUGGAUAAUAUACGACAGGCGAAAAUGUUGGAAUUUGCAGCGGUUCAAGAAAAUGGUUCUUAUCUCGAAUGCUUGCGUGUGGCCUCUUCCAAUCUCAGCGAAUUAACGGGUGGCCUCAGCGAACUCAAAGAAAAUAUGCAAAAUAAAAUUGACAAUUUACACUUGGAAAGGGAAAAGAAAUUGGAGGCAAGGGAGAAGCGAAUUGAAGAUGCCGAGAGGAGACUGAAGAUCAACGAAGAGUCCAAUGAGACGGAGAAACAAAGACUAAUGGAAUUGGUGAGCACAUUGGAGUUACAGAUGGCGAAAAUGUCCAAAGAUUCCGCAGAGGAGAAUUGGCAAUUGCGGCAAAAAUUAGCCAGCCUCGAUGCUGAGAAGGCUGCUUUUGCAAAGGAACGGGAAUUCUUUCGCGAACAAAUGCUUCGAGAUGAGGAGCGAAUAAAGAAGUUAAAAGAAUUACAACUCUUGGAGACUCAACGUAUGCAGACCCAAAUCCAAGAGGAACGAGCCCAGUUGCAGGUGGAAAGAUCGAAAUUUGACUUGGAAAAGCGUCUCCACGCCAAUACGGACAAUCAAAAGGAGCGCCAAGAAAUUGAGGCUGCUAUGCAAGUGGCCCAAGAUGCUGCCCGCAAGGCGGAUGCCGAGCGAGAACGUUACUACAAAAUGCAACGUCAGUUGGAACAACAAAAACGUGACCUUGCCGAUAAAGAACAUGCCCUCAGUGUCAAAGAAGAGGAGUUACAACAAGAACUUAUGUCCUACCGCAUGGCUGAGAGGGUGGCGCAAGAAACACAACAAAAAGCCAAAAUGGCUGAGCAAUUUUUUCACAAUAAAAUACAAAUGCUGCAGCAACGUAGUCAAGAAAUCGCCGAAAAAGAAUCGAACUUAUCUCAGGAACGUUUACUACUCGCUCAGGAUCGUAUUGCCCUGCAUGCUCUAAAGACGAAAUUGUCACAACAAAAUAAAUGUUCUCUUUGUCAGUUGUCACAGCAGAAUAAAGAUAUCUCGGAGAAUUUGCAGAAAAAUAUUUCCUUGGUAUACGAUAAGCCAUUGGAGGACUUCGAAGUGCCACAACAACGCCUUGGGAAUGUUAAUAUGGAUUUUAUGGGGCAAAGUAAUGCUGUGGAACGUUUACUGGAUGCCAAUAUUGCCGAUUCGUUGCGUAAAAUGACAGCUACCUCCAAUUUACAGGGAUGGGAAAUGCUACUGCUCGACGAUGAUCACAAGAAAAUGGUGCAGUCCAGCAAUAUGGGGAAUUCUGGAAAUAAUGGGAAAUAA